This is a messenger RNA of Cercopithifilaria johnstoni, 1878 nucleotides long. The record is from the annotation of a GenBank genome assembly. Lineage: Eukaryota; Metazoa; Nematoda; Chromadorea; Rhabditida; Onchocercidae.
AUGGUAACAAAGAAAAAAGUGACGGAAUCAAAUGAAAUAGAUGAUAGGAUAAAUUUGGAAAAUAAAGAAAGUGAUGAACAUGAUCCGAUGGAGGAAUUUCCCUCAAAGAAAGUGAUCAGGUCCUCUACGAAGAAGCAUAAGCGAAAAAAAUCCAAAAAACAUUUUGUUCAAUCACCAGCAUGUUUUGAGAGUAUAGAGCCAACAACAAAUUUAGAAUCGAGAAUGACUUUCAAGGAUUUUGGCUUGGAUGAACAGUUGUUGAAAGUUAUUGGUGAGCUUGGAUGGGAGCGUCCAACAUUGAUUCAGAGCCGAAUGAUACCAGCUGCUUUUGAAAACAAGAAUAUUCUUGCACGAGCACGAACGGGUAGUGGCAAAACAGCUGCAUUUAUGCUUCCUAUUGUACAAAGGGUUUUACAACUGAAACGUAAUUCUUCAAGUAAUGCAGAUGCUGGUCCAUUUGCGCUUUUCAUUGUUCCUUCAAAAGAGCUGGCAAAGCAGACUUAUUUAUUGCUGUGCAAAUUAACAGAGAAGUUCCCGUUCUUAUUGGCACUGAAUUUGGCAGAGCUCAAUGUGAAUACUGAUGACGACUGGCUUUUGAAGAAACCUGAUUUUGUUGUUUCUACACCUAGUCGAUUUCUACACUCUCUGAGGAAGUAUGGGAAACCAUGUGAAUCAAUUAAGCAUGUUGUCCUGGACGAAGCUGAUUUGUUGUUAUCGUUUGGUUAUGCUGAAGAAAUGAGGCUAAUAAAAAAUUUCCUCCCUGCACACCAUCAGACAAUUUUUACUUCGGCAACAAUGACUGAGAAUGUAGAAGCACUUAGAGAGCUCUACGUGACCGGUUCAAUUGUUCUAAUGAAAUUGAAGGAGGGACAAUUACCGAAUGGCGACCAGCUUUCACAAUAUCAAAUUUCUUGUCAAAAUGAAGAGGAGCGUUUUGCUAUCUUUUUGGCACUGUUGAAGUUGAAAUUAAUUGUUGGCAAAUCAAUCAUCUUUGUCAAAAAUACUGAUCGUUGUUAUCAACUUGGACUUUUUUUGCAAGCAUUCAAUAUUCGAUCCUGCAUUUUGAAUGCCCAGAUGCCGAUUAAUAGCCGUUGUCAUGUAGUAGAACAGUUUAAUGAAGGACGAUAUUCCUAUGUCAUCGCCUCUGAUGUAAAUGAUGUAUCCGGCGAAUCACAUGCAAUGAUGAAAGAUGAAGAUGAAGAGGUUAUAUCUGAAAUGAAAAAAAUACGGAAAAAGAAACGGAAGCAUAUUGAUAAAGAAUCAGGAGUUUCACGGGGUAUUGAUUUCCAUCACGUUGCAAACGUCAUUAAUUUCGAUUUUCCUACGUCGAUUAACUCCUACAUACAUCGUGUGGGCAGAACUGCUAGAGGAUGGAACAAAGGCAACGCUUUAUCAUUUGCUUCGCCGCAAGAAAAGCCUUUUUUGGAAGAAGUUCAGGAAGAAAUUAAUGCGCAGUUAGGACAUCGCUCAAUUACUCCUUAUGAAAUUCGCAUCAAUGAGCUAGAAUCAUUCGUUUUGAGAGCUCGAGAAGUACUCGCAGCCUGCACCAAGACUGCAAUCAGAGAAGCUAGAUUAGCGGAAAUACGAGCCGAAGUACUGCGUUCGAAACGACUGGAAGCUUAUUUUGCUAAGAACCCUCGUGAAAAAGCAGCUCUAGAACACGAUAAAAAGUUAUUCUGUGUAAAUCUUCAUAGUCCUGCUAUUGCCGAUGUUCCGGAUUAUAUGGUUCCACAGUCAUUACGAGGAACAAAUUACCGGUGUGAAUCACAAAAAAAGGAAAUAAGGCGAAAACGCAGAAAGCAAAUGCACCCAACUGCUCAUCAAAUCAAAUACCAAAAAAAGAUGGAAGACCCAUUGCAAAGUUUUUCGUUUCUUUGA